UGCAUAUUAUUACUCAACAAUUUUAAACAAUCAACAAUCAUCAAUCAAGCAAAGAAUCAAUCAGGUCUUUAUAUAAUUUAUCAAACAAAUAUACUUAAAAUACCUAUAACAUACUCAGAAGAAAAGUAAAACGCUGCUGUGGAGAGACGGAAAGAUCGAACAAGAAGUAUUAUUAGUAUUUAACGUUUGAAAAAGAAAAGAAAAACAACAUCCUCAUUAUAAACGGAAAAGCCUCAUUAACUUUAGAUCGAUAUACAGCUCUGGGCAGGUUUAAGGGCAACGCUAGCAAAGUAAGCAACAAUUCUAGGAUACUACAAACACAUUUAAGAACGUAUAUAUAUAGUUUAGAUAUAUCUCUAACUAUAUUUUGGAAAAUAACUUUGCAACUUUGAAGGCUGAAAACAUUUUGAUAAUACCGUAAAACAAAAAAAGAAAAAAACACACACAAAUUACUGGAUAAAUUUGCAACAAGUGUAAAGAAGAAGAGACUGAUUUUUACAAGAAAAAGAAGCGUGAGUGAGAGAGAAGAGGCGGAUCAGAGGCAAAGCAAGUGAUUCAGGAUUAAAUCCAAUAAGAAAAAAAAAGAGACCACAGCACGCACACACACAUACAGAGAAAACAUAUUUCUACAUUUCUAUUACCACAUAAACAACGCCUUACAUACUGCAACAUGUUGAAGAAACUCAAAUGCAUGGAGGCGGCAGCAGCCGCAGCAGCAGCUGCAGCGGCAGCUACCAAUGCCACAGCAGCAACCACAGCAACAACUGCGGCUGCUGUUGCAGCGAAGCCAGUGAUCAAGACGGAGCCCAUAGACUACGAGUUGUUGCACCUCGAGGAGCAGGAGCGCCGCCAGGCGGAGCCCAGCAGCAGCAGUGGCAGCAACGGAGUGGAUAAGCCAGCAACUGUUGCUGCUGCAACAGCAACAUCAGCGCCGCAGCAACGCUACACGCAUGUGCAAGUGCAGACGGUGCCGCCGCGACAGCCAACGGGACUCACCACACCUGGUGGCACACAGAAGGUGAUACUGACGCCACGCGUCGAGUACGUGCAACAACGCAAGCAGCUGUAUGCCACAGAGAGUGCCACAGCGCCGCAGAUCAUCAUCACGCGCAGCUUGCCGCAGUCGCAGACGGUGCAGCAGCGUCGCCACUCGACGAGUCCCUCCUCCACGCACUACACACAACAACAGCAGCAGCAGCAACAACAUGCACAGCAGCAACAACAACGUUUGGCGCACUCGCCACCGCCGUUGCAUCAUCAACAGGAGCAACAACAGCAGCAACAUGUUCGUGUUAUACGCGAUGGUCGCUUGUAUGAGGAGUCGCUUGUCUGUGCUGCCGGCGUGCGGCGUCUCUCGGUGUCGCCACCGCCGUUGCAUCAUCAUUCCCGCUCCGCGCCCGUUUCCCCGGUGAUCACAAGACGCGCCUACGUUGAGCAGCCACCGCUGAAUCAUGUGCAAUAUCAGCAGCAGCAAUGUCAGACACCGCCGUUGGCACCACCGCCCACGCCGCCACCGCCACCACCACCGCUGCCGCCACCUGUCAAGCAGCAGCAGCAACAUUCGCAGCAACAGCAACCACAGCAAUACAUUGCUGCCACGCCGCCAACAGCAGCGGCGCGCAAAUUUGUGGUCAGCACAAGCACGCGUCACGUCAACGUCAUUGCAGCCAAUCACUUUCAACAGCAGCAGCAGCAGCAACAACAGCAACAGCAGCAGCAACAUCUUGCACAGCAGCAGCAACAUUUAGCGAUUGCCAAUGUCAGCUCAAGCAGCGCUGCCUCCUCUUCCUCUGCCUGCCCCUCGACCUCCUCAGCGCACAUAUUUCGUGCGCCCAUCGUCUCUAGCAGCAGCAGCAGUGGCAACAGCAACGGCAGCAGCAAUGGCAAUGCUAGCAACAGCAAUGGCUGUCAGCAACAGUUGGCGUCGCAUCACAGCAACAACAACAGCAAUCACAAUUCGGCUAUGCGUCCACCACCGCCGCCGCCACCGCCGAAACUUAAGCAUGCAGCCAACAAUCACAACGGCAACAACAGCAGCAGCAGCAGCAACAACAGCAACAACAACAGCAGCAGCAGUAACAACAACAGCAAUGGAGAAGAACCCUCCAGCUCAAUUCCUGAUCUAGAAUUCGAUGGCACAACUGUGCUGUGUCGCGUCUGCGGUGAUAAGGCCUCCGGUUUCCAUUACGGCGUGCAUUCCUGCGAGGGCUGCAAGGGCUUCUUCCGUCGCUCCAUACAGCAAAAGAUUCAGUAUCGGCCUUGCACCAAAAAUCAACAGUGCAGCAUUUUGAGGAUCAAUCGCAAUCGUUGUCAGUAUUGUCGACUGAAAAAGUGCAUUGCCGUCGGCAUGAGUCGUGAUGCUGUGCGUUUUGGUCGCGUGCCGAAGCGUGAGAAGGCGCGCAUUUUGGCCGCCAUGCAGCAGAGCACACAGAAUCGUGGCCAACAGCGCGCUCUGGCCACCGAGCUGGACGAUCAGCCACGCCUACUCGCUGCUGUAUUGAGGGCGCAUCUGGAGACAUGCGAGUUCACCAAGGAGAAGGUCUCCGCAAUGCGUCAACGUGCCCGCGAGUGUCCAUCGUACUCAAUGCCAACAUUGCUGGCCUGUCCGCUAAAUCCCGCGCCCGAACUGCAAUCCGAACAGGAAUUCUCGCAGCGUUUCGCACACGUUAUACGCGGCGUCAUCGAUUUUGCGGGCAUGAUUCCCGGCUUCCAGCUGCUGACGCAGGACGAUAAGUUCACACUGCUGAAGGCGGGACUCUUUGAUGCGCUCUUUGUGCGUUUGAUCUGCAUGUUCGACUCGUCGAUCAACUCAAUCAUCUGCCUCAAUGGCCAAGUGAUGCGUCGCGAUGCCAUACAGAAUGGCGCCAAUGCGCGUUUCCUCGUCGACUCGACGUUCAACUUUGCGGAGCGCAUGAACUCGAUGAAUUUAACCGAUGCGGAAAUUGGUUUGUUCUGCGCCAUCGUUCUGAUCACACCCGAUCGUCCAGGGCUGCGCAAUCUGGAGCUGAUCGAGAAGAUGUACAGCCGCCUGAAGGGUUGUCUGCAGUGCAUUGUCUCUCAGAAUCGUCCCGAUCAACCCGAUUUCCUCGCCAAGCUGCUCGACACAAUGCCCGAUCUGCGCACCCUGAGCACACUGCACACCGAAAAGUUGGUCGUCUUUCGCACCGAGCACAAAGAGCUGUUGCGCCAGCAAAUGUGGAGCAUGGAGGAGGGCGAUGCGGCGAGCAAAAGUCCCGCUGCCAGUUGGGAUGCCAUGGACGUGGAGGCCGCAAAGAGUCCGUUGGGUUCAGUCUCAAGCACCGAGUCCGCUGAUCUCGAUUAUGGCACACCAAGCAGCACGCAGUUGCAACACCAACAGCAGCAGCAACAACAACAACAGCAACAGUCAGCUUUGGCUAGCUCAGCACCUCUGUUGGCUGCCACGCUUUCGGGCGGUUGUCCGUUGCGUAAUCGGGCUAAUUCCGGUUCGAGUGGCGACUCCGGGGCAGCUGAUAUGGAUAUUGUGGGUUCGCAUGCGCAUCUCACGCAAAACGGUCUGACAAUCACGCCCAUUGUGCGUCAUCAGCAGCAGCAACAACAGCAACAAGAGCAACAGCAGCAGCAACAGGUGAGCCAACAGCAGCUCAACCAACAUCAGCAGCAGCAACAUCAACAGCAGCAGCAGCAGCUGAAUCACCAUCAACAGCAUCCGCAGCUGCAUCAUCACCUGACAUCGGGCGCAACUUCACGCUAUCGCAAACUCGACUCGCCCACAGAUUCGGGCAUCGAGUCGGGCAACGAGAAGAACGAAUGCAAAGCUGUGAGCUCCGGUGGCAGCAGCUCAUGCUCGAGUCCACGCUCCAGUGUCGAUGAUGCGCUCGACUGCAGCGAUGCAGCGCAAUCGGCUUCCGUUGGCGGCGUCUCCGUGUCGCCAGUUCGUUCGCCGCAACCCUCGAGCAGCGCGAACCUAAAGCGUCAGAUUGUCGAGGACAUGCCUGUGUUGAAGCGUGUGUUGCAAGCUCCCCCGCUGUACGACACCAACUCGCUGAUGGAUGAGGCGUACAAGCCGCACAAGAAGUUCCGUGCUCUGCGGCAUCGUGAGUACGAAACAGCCGAAGCGGAUGCGAGCAGUUCGACGAGCAUGCCGGCUCACAGUCCUCGCCAGAGUCCGACGCCAACGCCGACGCACAUUAGUGUGGUGCAAACGCCGCCGCCGCAGUCGCAAGUGGCUGCAAAUGUGGCAGCAACCAGUCAGCUGCACAUGCAUCUCACUCGCAGCAGUCCCAGCCAACAGCAACAACAGCAACAGUUGCAGCAACAGCAACAACUUGGUUCGAUGGCAAGCACUCACUCGGUGUUGGCCAAAUCGCUGAUGGCGGAGCCUCGCAUGACGCCGGAGCAGAUGAAACGCUCGGACAUCAUUCAGAACUAUUUGAUGCGCGAACCGGCCACAGCAAUGGCCAGCAGCACCACCGGCAAUCGCAGUCCUAGCAGCAACCAUUGUCCCUCGCCCUCGACCAGUUCCCCGCCGCCGCCGUCGCCCGUCGCACAGCUGCAACAUCAUCAUCAGCAGCAGCAGCAACAGUCGCGUUGGACCACCAACAGUUGCCAGCAGCGUCAGCAAUCGGUGUCGCCGCACAGCAAUGGCAGCAACAGCAGCAGCAGCAGCAGUUCCAGUUCCAGCAGCAGUUCCAGUUCCAGCUCCUCUCAGUCCAGCCACAGCAGUUGUCCGUAUUUCCAAUCGCCGCACUCCACCAGCAACAGCAACAGCAGCAACAUCAGCAGCCAAUCCGCCACCUCAUCAACAACAGCAGCCGCUGCUGCUGCUGCGGCAGCAACAUCGUCAACGUCUUGCAUUGUGACGCCGCCGCCGCGUCCCUCGCCCAUGUUGGAGUUGCAGGUGGAGAUUGCGGAUCCUGCGCAGCCAUUGAAUCUGUCCAAGAAAUCGCCGACGCCGCCGCCAAGUAAGUUGCAUGCCCUGGUUGCCGCUGCCAAUGCUGUGCAACGUUAUCCCACGCUGUCCGCUGACGUCACCGUGACAGCUGCCACAAAUGGCGCCGUCUCCACGGCCACGCCCAGCAGCACGCCGCCCACCAGCAGCAGUGGAAGCGCAUCCCCCGGAGUGCCCACGGUGCACAAAGUCAUGCUAGAGGCGUAAGAGAGAGACUGAGCAGAGAAAGAGCGAAAGAGAGAGAGCGGAAGAACUUUCCUUAAAGAGAGAUGCAAAGAAUAAAUAAUGCGUAAAAAUUAAAUUAAAUUAUUUUUAACUUAACUUCACAAAAUAUUACAAGAGAAAAAAAAACAAAAAGUGAGCAAGUGUACAAAGUUUCAAAAUGCAUGCAAUUUAAAUAUUUAAACUACAAGUUAUUAAUUAACAGAGCAGAGCAGAGCAGAGCAGGUAUUGAAAACACCACAAUGUGUGGACAUAAAAAACAUAAAAAAACAAGAAAAAAACAUUAAUGAAAAACAACCAUAUAUUUUAGCAGUUAAAACACAACACAAAAGAAAAAAACAACAACAAAACAUAAAUUAUUCAUUAAUUUCCCGAUUUGCUUUUAUCUUGAUUUCUUGAUUUCUAAUUCUAAUUUCCGCAAAACUCUCAACUUUUCGAUUGUUUUUUAAGUUUUAAGCAAUUUGUUGUACAUAUAUUACAAUCUACAUUUUACGCAAAUAUUAUUAUAUAUUAUUAUAAUUAUUAUUAUUAUUAUUAUUAUUACUAUUAUUAAUUAUUUGUACUCUAGACAAGCAAUGCGUUCAACUACUUGCUUUUUUACAUGUUUUUUGAAAAAACUGCAAAUUUUAAUGUUGUCUAAUAUUCUUCUUCUACCCCUCCCCCCUCAAAAAAAAAAUCACUUUUUUUUGCGAUCUCCGUUAAGUGAAAAAAUUGGUAUCAACAAAAAAAAAAUGGCAACUGCUAUUUUUUUUUGUGUAUUGCAACAUUGAAAAAACAUGCGAUAAACAAUUUGCAAAACUAUAUUUAAGUUCACAUUGAAUUCAGUUUUUAUGAAUUGCAAACAAACAAAAAUUGAUCUAAAAUCAUAAGCGUUUAAUAUUAUUGUUUUCUAAUUUUAAUACAAACAAAAAAAAACCCACACAAAAAAAAAAUCAUAUAAAAAAAAUGAGACAUAUACUUCUACAUAUAUGAGAGAAAAAAUUGAAUCAAACAAAAGAAAUGCUUAAGAGUUUUAGCAGCAAACAAAAAAAACCCAACGUUAAAAUAUUUGUUGUGUACAUAGUUAAAUGUUAAAUUAAACAAUUACCAAUUACAAUUACCAAUUACGAUUACAAAUGUAAAACCAACGUAUUUAAAAAAUAUGAGAAAUAUAUGCUUAAAACAAAACAAAAACAAAUUUAAUGUUUAAUUGGCGUAAGAACAACAACAACAACAAACAGCAACUUAGCAGCAAAAUACAAAAAAAAUAUAAGAAAAAAAACAGAGAAAAAAACAAGAAACAAAAAACAACAAAAAGAUUAUUGAUGAUAUAUAAAUAUAUUAUUUAAAAACGUAAAAUACACUUGCGGUAGCAAAAAACUAUUACAUUAAUUCUAUUAUAUAAUUAAUAAUUAUGCAGUACUAUUAUGAUUAUUAUAAUUCUUAUGAUUAAUUAAUUACUAUUUCUUGUGGUAAGCAACAACAAACAACAACAACAACAAAAAGAAA
This is a messenger RNA of Drosophila albomicans, 6640 nucleotides long. RefSeq names its product ecdysone-induced protein 75B, isoforms C/D (gene Eip75B). The coding region runs from base 671 to 5137 and encodes 1488 amino acids. The transcript has 6 exons. Lineage: Eukaryota; Metazoa; Arthropoda; Insecta; Diptera; Drosophilidae. Gene Ontology annotation, molecular function: zinc ion binding; nuclear receptor activity; RNA polymerase II cis-regulatory region sequence-specific DNA binding. Gene Ontology annotation, biological process: hormone-mediated signaling pathway; positive regulation of transcription by RNA polymerase II; cell differentiation. The record is from RefSeq and is a predicted model, not a curated record.